ACCACAUCCGGGGAUUUUGCACACACAAACAUGGCAGCAACUGUAGAUCUCGGCACGCCGAGCCGUCAUGAGAAAAGUUUGGGUCUUCUGACAACAAAAUUUGUUUCGUUGUUGCAAGAGGCUAAGGAUGGAGUAUUGGACCUCAAAGUGGCUGCUGACACGCUAGCUGUGCGACAAAAGCGUAGAAUAUACGAUAUCACAAAUGUGUUGGAAGGCAUUGGUUUGAUUGAGAAACGAUCUAAAAACAGCAUACAGUGGAAGGGAGGUGGCCCAGCAUGCAACUCGAGAGAAGUUACAGAUCGGCUGGUGCUGCUGAAGAAAGAGAUAACAGAGCUCGAGAAAAUUGAGAAGGAACUUGAUCAACAUCGGUCAUGGGUUCAGCAAAGCAUACGAAACAUUACAGAUGAUGUGAACAAUCACAAGUUAGCAUAUGUGACACACGAUGACAUUUGUCGAUGCUUUGAGGGCGAUACAAUGCUUGCCAUUCAGGCACCUUCAGGAACACAGUUAGAAGUACCUGUGCCAGAAGAUGCUGUAAUAGGUGGACCAAAGAAAUACCAGAUUCAUCUUAAAAGCCAUUCGGGUCCCAUCAAUGUUUUGCUCGUCAAUAAGGAUACUGAUUCAUCAAGUCCUGUCGUGGUACAAGUGCCUCCACCACCUGACAUGGUAAUCAAGCAAGAUGUGCAAUCUCCCGCUGGAAAAGUCGGGAAAUCUCCACGUGGAAGAGGCAAAAAGGUUCAGCAACAGGAGAGCGUGGAGGUGGCACCCUCACGUAUGACUACCAGAAGUUCCCCACGAAAACCACUUCAACAACAGCAGCAGCAGCAGCAGCAACAACAACAACAACAACAACAACAACAACAACAGAUUAUUAACUCAGGACCAAGCACAAGUACAAUUAUAGACACAGAUAUGCUUCCUGCAGAUGAACUCUUCAUUGAUGCUAUACGAGAUCCUUCUAUGGGAGGAGAGUUUAUUGACGACCUCAUGUCAUCAGAUAUGUUUGGCCCAUUGUUGCGUCUCAGUCCUCCGCCUAGUGAGCGGGACUACUACUUCAACCUUGAUGACACGGAGGGAGUGACAGACCUGUUUGAUGUUCCAAUGUUGUCCCUGUAGCAGUUAGGCAGUGUUGUGAUGCAUCGGCGUUGGGCCAGCAACUGUAACCACACAGAAAUCAGACAAGGAGCUAUGAUGGGCUGCAUGCUUUGCAAGUGUCAAUGUCAUUGAAACAUGGAUGUGUAUGUGGCAGGGCUGGAGUGCAUAUUUAUUUUUUAAGUCAGUUGUAGAUGAUCAUUUCCGUAGCCUUUAGUAUGGGCAUGUAGGAUUCAUUCCUGUUCCAGUUGGGAUAUGCAUACAGACUGCUGUGAAUGCAGCAAUGACAGGUGUACCUUCUCUUGCUCGCUUGGAGGGUAAAUUGGUACAGAAGAGUGAGUGUACUAUGCUCUCUAAUUAUUUCCUGUUACAACCGAAAAGAAAAACAAGGAAAUUGAUCCCCUAUGUGGUGAUUGAGGGGUACUUUGUCAAGUAUGUUAAGUACUGACCAGCUCAUAGUUCAUUUAUAAUUUUGUUGAAAACAAGGAACUAAAAUUUUUAAUAUAAUUUCUCGUGUAAUAGAUGUCAGUGCCUCAUUUGCAUGGCAAACACGCUGGCAAAAUAUAACUUGAAAUUUGAGUACCUGCUCAUUACAAGCUUUGUGUAAAAAUACACAUUUUUGUUUCUUGGAACAACUUUUGGCCUUGGACUUUGUUCUACCGUUAUAUGUAAAUAAUCACUGUUAUCUAUAGUAGUAUAAAGCUUUUUAUAUGAUAACGUUUAGCAAUUAUUUCAUUUGCUAGAUUAUAUUUUGAGGUAUAAUUAUUGCCAACACUGUAAUAAUCGAAUUGCGUUUAUUUUACCUCAGGUGUAAUAAUGUUAUUGUGCAGUAUGUGUAAAUGUGAGUUGAGGCACAUGUUACUAUUACAUGUAAUACAUGUAUGUGAAUUUCGGGCAAUUUUUGUAUAAUAGUUGGCAAUGUUCUGGACAUUUAAUAUACAGACACAAAAGACAUGUUACCUACCGUUCAAGAUUCAAUAAAGUUUGAUGUAAUUAUUCCAUUAA
This is a messenger RNA of Priapulus caudatus, 2097 nucleotides long. Its product is annotated as transcription factor E2F5-like. Gene Ontology annotation, biological process: regulation of transcription by RNA polymerase II. NCBI's taxonomy places the organism in Eukaryota, Metazoa, Priapulida, Priapulimorpha, Priapulimorphida, Priapulidae. The record is from RefSeq and is a predicted model, not a curated record. Gene Ontology annotation, molecular function: RNA polymerase II cis-regulatory region sequence-specific DNA binding; protein dimerization activity; DNA-binding transcription factor activity, RNA polymerase II-specific. The transcript has 9 exons. Gene Ontology annotation, cellular component: RNA polymerase II transcription regulator complex. The coding region runs from base 31 to 1116 and encodes 361 amino acids.